Messenger RNA from Apis mellifera (honey bee), 1483 nucleotides. RefSeq names its product G-protein coupled receptor 54. The coding region runs from base 25 to 1104 and encodes 359 amino acids. Gene Ontology annotation, cellular component: membrane. Gene Ontology annotation, biological process: G protein-coupled receptor signaling pathway. NCBI's taxonomy places the organism in Eukaryota, Metazoa, Arthropoda, Insecta, Hymenoptera, Apidae. Gene Ontology annotation, molecular function: G protein-coupled receptor activity. The transcript has 6 exons. The record is from RefSeq and is a predicted model, not a curated record.
UGAUUUUAUGUCAUUGAUAGAUCAAUGAGCCAAGGGAUAAUUUUCGAUGGCAUUAGUCUAUGGGUAGUGGAACCAACUCUUCACAGUAUAAUCGUAUACAGCAUCGCGAUUCCUAUAAUCUCGGUCCUCGGAAUCAUUGGAAAUAUUUUAAUUAUCUAUGUUCUCUUUAACGAGAAUUUCAAGGAAUCGAUAUUCACAUACUUGAGAGUUUUUGCCGCCUCCGAUCUCGUCACUUGUUCCAUGCUCGUGUUUUCCGGUUUAGCAAGAGGUGUCUUUUGGUGUAAAAACGGAUGGUUGGAGUUUGACGCGUUUGUCUAUUUACCUGUUGCCUCCGUUUCAUCCAACAUCACAGUUUGGGCCACCAUGUGUGUCACUGUCGACAGGCUGGCCAUUGUUUUUAGCAUGCCAAGGUGCAGACCACCAAAGUUUUGCGAUUAUAGAACGGCGAGAAAAUUGAUGAUUUUCUCCAGUUGUCUCGCCAUUUUGCUUAACGUACCGUAUUGUUUGAUUUACACCUACAACGCACAAGGAGAUUUGGUUACAACGAGUUUCUUUCAUUCGUGGUUGUACAAUCUUCAAAACUGGUUACAAUUCGUAUUGCAUGGUUUGAUACCCACUGUUCUCUUGUUGGUGGCGAAUAUAAUCAUGUGUCAUUCAAUCAGAAAAAUCUUGAAACGAAGGCAAUUGGUGUUGCGGUACAAAAAUAUACGGGAAGGAAAUCGUCUGAAGAAUCAGGCACGAAUGAACGUGAUGAUGGUUGGCAUCGUGUUCGUAUUCCUUGUCGGCGAGGUGCCAACUCAUUUGGCAUCACGACUCAGUGCUUUGACGCUUCUUUAUGGUGGAGAUCCGACAAAAGUCUCUGAAUAUUAUAUGGAGACAUUUCGCAUGUACGCUACUCUUUUGAACGCGAUAUCGAGUUCGGCCAAUUUUGUGCUCUACUGUUUGCUAAGCCAACGUUUUCAUUCACAUUUGAAGCAUCUUCUGACUGGCAAAACUAGGCAGGGAAGCAAUAACAUCAAAAGCCACGUUUCAUACGUGGUACGAGUCGAGUCCAGUGAUAUCGAAAUAAAUAACUUUGAAUGUACUAACGUUAAAUAUUUCUAACUUUUUAUCAUUAUUAUUUUUUAUUGCUAUAUUUUAUUCUAUCUCACAUUUCUUAAAAAUAAAAAUUAUUUUAUAUUCAUACUAGAAUACAUCUGAUUAGUAAUUUUUUAAUGAUAUAUCAAAUAUCUAUGAAUAUAUGUAUCAAUCUAUAUCUAUAUUAGAAUGAAAUGAAAAAAUUAAAAUUGUACAAUUAUUUUUUAAUUGCGAGGAAAAUCUUGAUCUUCUACAUAAAAGUAUAUUACUUUUUCAAAUUUAAUUCAAAUUUAUUUGAAAUUAUUUACACAUAAAUCCCAGAAUAAAGAAAAUUUAUAAAAUUAAUGAAAAUUAUUUUUAAUUGGUUUAUAACUCUUUGAAAAAUUUAUAGAUCAAAUUCCAAUUU